Molecule: messenger RNA, 485 nt
Organism: Capsella rubella
Lineage: Eukaryota; Viridiplantae; Streptophyta; Magnoliopsida; Brassicales; Brassicaceae
Product: protein BOLA2
Exons: 3
Coding region: 49-327 (92 amino acids)
Biological process (GO): intracellular iron ion homeostasis
Cellular component (GO): cytosol; nucleus
Molecular function (GO): 2 iron, 2 sulfur cluster binding
Source: RefSeq, a predicted model, not a curated record
UGUGUACAGUAAUUAGGGAUUUCAAAACAUUCGCUGAGAGAGAGAGAGAUGGUGAAGAAGGAGCAAGUGGAGGCUUCACUGACUUCGAAACUUAAGCCUGUUCAUCUCGAAGUCAUUGACAUAUCUGGAGGAUGUGGUGCGAGUUUUGAGAUCGAGGUUGUCUCUGAACAGUUUGAAGGGAAGAGAUUGCUGGAGAGGCACCGUAUGGUGAAUGCUGCACUCGAGGAAGAAAUGAAGGAGAUUCAUGCGCUCUCUAUCAAGAAAGCUCAGACUCCACAACAAUGGAAGCCAUCACAAGACACUGCUACUCCAUCCAAAGAUGCCUGAAAACUCUGUUUUAAAGGUUUUAUGGACAAAAAAGAACAGAGCAUGACUAUGUUUGAUCACUUGCAAAUCUAUUUGACUAUACACAAAAAUGAUGCUUUGAUGACUCAUGUCUAACCUUAACAAGGGGUGUCUUUGAUAAUUCAUGUCUUUUUCAUAAA